CUCAUUGAUCGCAUACGCCGCUUGGAUGAACGGAUGACAAAGCCGGAUGAGAAACCAGAGCAAGAUUCCGGGCCUCCGCCGGAUCAUGUUUCAAACCUCCAGCCGUCGCCGAGAAUCAUUCACUUCGCUGGGUGGGAAAUUGGCAAUUUGCUCGUGGACCCGGCCAUUCCCAGCCUACUGCCUGAAGGCCUUCAUUGGAUCCAGUCUCGAACUGGAGCCGUCAUUCCCCUGCCCAGGUUGAGCCAUGCCCCAUGGGAGAAAGCUCCGCCGACAUGCACCGUGGGCCGUGCAGUCAUUCCACCGCUUGCUGAGUUGCCGAUGAAGUCGGUGCUGAAACAGUACUUGGAUGUGUACCAUUCAUCCAGAAUUCGGAUGAUUUUUCCUGUGGUUGACUCCUCCCUGUUCUUGCAGACCAUGGAGGCAGCGUAUUCACUGCAUGGUCAGCAGACGCAGCGGUGUUGUGCGGCUGCAUGCAUCUUUGCUUUCAUGGCUCUGGUGUCCAGCAUGGACCACGUCGCAAUCGGUUGCACUGCCCCACGUCCUCCCCCGAUUUCUCGAAUGGCAUAUGUUGAGAAUGCACGAGCACUGAUGCCAUAUAUGGUCCAAAAUUCGUUGAAUCUAGAUGCUAUUCAGACGGCUCUCCUGCUAGCAAUCAAUGGCACUCUCAUCGGCGAACUACAAACAGCCAUUCACCUUACAUCAAUUGCCGCACGACAAAUCAUGGCAGUUGGCGCUCACACCUGUAGCGAACCCCAUGGGAAUGAAGCCCACCACCUCCGCACUCUCUUCUGGAUAUGCUAUGCCUUGGACAAAGACCUUUCUUUGCGAACCGGUCAACCCCACUGCCUUCGCAGCGAUGACUGCAACCUUCAACUUCCCACCGCAUAUGUGGAGCAACUCGGCUCUCGCAUGGCAUAUUCGCCACGAUCAAACCAUCCCGAAGGGCCUCUGUUUCCUGUCGACCUUCGACUCAGCAUGAUAAAAUCUCGGAUCUUCACGGCUCUGUAUUCAUAUAGUGGUCUUUGUAAAAGCGACGUCGAAAUCAUCCGCUCAAUCCGCGAGCUUGACGAUGAACUCGAGCAAUGGCGGACCUCUAUACCAGCCCCGGUCCGCCCUCAACUCUCCUUUGCCCAUCAACUCGAUGCGACGGCUCCCAAGAACAUGUUUCUAGUGCUCACCCAUUUGGACUACUAUUCCUGCGUGAACCUGAUUCAUCUCGCAGGCGGUCGCUGCCAGGCCUGGCGAUCCACCACCACGCCAUCAGGCAUGAUGGACGGCCUCCGGUUAAGCCUCACCUUUUCCGUGGAGGCGAGUCGAUCGCUGCUGCUCUUCCUUUAUGAUUCCGAGUCUAUUGUUAGCGCAGGGAGUUUCUGGACCUUACUCUUCUAUCCCAUGUCGGCGAUUUUGACGAUUUUCUGUAAUAUAGUAGAGAAUCGGCAUAUGAACACAGCGAAGCGCGAUAUACAGCUAUUGGAAGCCGCAGAACAUACCACUGAGAAGUUAUUUUUGAGGCAGAGUCUAAGGGCCGAUAAGCUUGUGGAGUUGCAGCCCGUCACGAGGUUUAUAUCUAGUUUGAAGGAGUUUGCGCAGCAGGCUGUUGGGGCUGCCCUGAAUCCAGAGACAUAA
Messenger RNA from Aspergillus sclerotioniger CBS 115572, 1626 nucleotides. Its product is annotated as fungal specific transcription factor domain-containing protein. The transcript is spliced from 3 exons. The coding region runs from base 34 to 1626 and encodes 530 amino acids. Gene Ontology annotation, molecular function: zinc ion binding; DNA binding. The record is from RefSeq and is a predicted model, not a curated record. Gene Ontology annotation, biological process: DNA-templated transcription. Lineage: Eukaryota; Fungi; Ascomycota; Eurotiomycetes; Eurotiales; Aspergillaceae.